Molecule: messenger RNA, 802 nt
Organism: Symbiodinium pilosum
Lineage: Eukaryota; Dinophyceae; Suessiales; Symbiodiniaceae
Source: the annotation of a GenBank genome assembly
AUGGCGAGAUUGAGUUGUGCGGAGAGUGCUCCUCCAUGUUCGCCGGCUAAGGCCGUAGCAUGCCACGGAGGCAGCGAGGUCGUGUCCCUUUGGCUGGAGCGUGGAGGUGCCGAAGUGCGCUGGAACUACUCACAACCUGCCAGCGCUGUGAGCAGUGAGCUGCCCAUCCGAUCGCGUUUGCGUCGUCUGCUGCAGCCCCUUUGGCCCUUCGCUCCGCGGCUGCCUUCCGCGCUUCCACUGCUGGGCAUAGCCUUGGGCGAGGUGGCGCUGGUUGCCAAGAGUGGACUGCUGCUGCUCCUCAGUAAUUCGCCGAGCGGCAAGCUGGAGGUGCAGGCACUGGACUACGCUGCUCCGCGUGGGCCAGUCUUGUACCCAAUGCACGACAUCGCCGUGGCUGCUCAGGAUGCGCAAGUGGCCUUUGAUUGCCCAGGCAGUGGUGCAGAGUGCGCGGGCGUUCUGCUUUGCUGGUACUAUGCAGGUGACUUGCGCAACAUACCGGAUUUCCGCUGCACGUACAAAGGCCUUUCGACGUUGAGGGACGCGGAGGGUUUGGGCACUGCAGGGCAGUUCAUCAUUCUGGUUAUGUUUGCUUUGCUCUUCCUCAUGUGCGUAUUAAAGCAGUGCGCAGCCCACGGCGGGUUUGGGCGCCAGCGUGCCCUGCUCCUCGCCAGAAGAGAGGCCCAGGAGGAGCUGCAACAGCGACGCGCGGAGCGUGCUGCUGCACAGGCGCGCACGCAAGAACUGCGGACCCAACUCGCGCAGAUCCCGCUAGUACCACUAGCACCGGGCGCACAGGGCGAAG